Molecule: messenger RNA, 564 nt
Organism: Acanthosepion pharaonis
Lineage: Eukaryota; Metazoa; Mollusca; Cephalopoda; Sepiida; Sepiidae
Source: the annotation of a GenBank genome assembly
AUGGGCAGUAACAUCUCCUGUUCACGAAAUAUUCAGGAAGCUGAGAUUGUUCCAGACUCUUGUGAGCCCUUGACCGCUUCCCAAAAGAAUGAUGGAUGUGCAGAGCUAGGUCACCUCCUUGCAUAUGAAUACCCUUUUGAGAACUUGGUGUUUGAAGGUGGUGGAAAUAAAGGAGUAGCCUACUGUGGGUCAUUAAUGGUGUUGAAUAAUCUUGGUAUUCUUCAUCAAGUUAAGAGAUUGUCUGGUGCCAGUGCUGGUGCAAUGUUAGCUGCUCUUAUCAGCGUGUACAAGAGAUAUGGAAAGGAACUGUGUGUUGUGGUGACCAAUGUGAAUCAUAUGGCUGUAGAAUAUUGCCAUCCAAAGACAACACCCCACAUGCCAGUUCGCCUAUCUCUUCGCAUGUCUAUAUCGAUCCCAGGGAUGUUCACCCCACCACGUUAUGGCAUUGGGAAAGAUCCAGCAUAUCCUGAAAUCAUAAAAAUGGGUACUCUCUCUCUCUUUCUCUCUCUCUCUCUCUCUCUCUCUCUGUUGCAAUUUUGGCUAAUCCUCAUUGCCAAAAUGUAA